Messenger RNA from Glossina fuscipes, 1270 nucleotides. RefSeq names its product putative gamma-glutamylcyclotransferase CG2811. The transcript has 2 exons. The record is from RefSeq and is a predicted model, not a curated record. The coding region runs from base 114 to 593 and encodes 159 amino acids. Gene Ontology annotation, molecular function: gamma-glutamylaminecyclotransferase activity. NCBI's taxonomy places the organism in Eukaryota, Metazoa, Arthropoda, Insecta, Diptera, Glossinidae.
UACAAAUAUUUAUCGAUAAAAGAAUUGGAAUUUCAACCAUCUUUCAUGUUUGAUGUUUUUAUUUGGCUUUAUUUUGGAUUUUCUACUAAACUAAAUUAAAACAAAUUAAAAAAAUGGCAAAAGUUUCGGAAAAAUUAUUUAAAAUUUUCGUUUACGGUACACUUAAAAAUGGAGAAUUCAAUCACUCUUUAUUAACUAAUGCGAAUAACGGUUUUGCAAGAUAUAUAGGCGAAGGGAAGACUGUUCAAAAAUAUCCACUUAUUAUAAGUACCCGAUUUAAUAUUCCAUUCUUGUUGGAUAAAUGCGGUCGUGGCCAUAAUGUUAAGGGUGAGGUGUAUGAAGUGGAUGAAGAAAUGUUGAAAAAAUUAGAUGAAUUAGAAGAGUAUCCAGAAUAUUACGAUCGUGAAAUACAAGAUAUAAGAAUGGAAAAAAAGGAUGAGGUUGAGAAGUGCUGGUUAUAUUUAAUGAGAAACUGCCCGGACCACUUAUUGCAAAAACCAUUGCUCAAUUCCUACCACAGUAGCCCAGAAUUUCCUUAUAAACCAAGGUCUGAGCGCGAUUCAAAUAUAAAUAUUAAAGACGAAAUGAUUUAAUGAUAAAAAAAAGAUAUUACCGGAAUGAUAUUGCAAACAAUUUAAGCUUAAACAUGCAUUUCUAUUUCCAUAUACUUUUAGAGUGAAAAGUAAAAAAGGAUUCCAAUUUCAAUUUUACCCAUUAGAAAAAUGAAGAUGAGAAGAUUCUAAGAAUAUGUUGGCAAUCAGUUCAAAUAUAAAUUAAUUAAAAAUUCUUUGUAAAUAUUUCAAUGCAUUUAAACAUUUUUAUUUCCAAAAUAAUUUAUAUUAAUAGAGACACAUUAAACGACAAUUCAUAUCAAUAUUUUAUUAAUUUUCAAUUUCUUUAUUUACCCGUUUAAUCUAUUGAUUACAUAAGAAAAGUAGAACCGGGUCUUGUAGCUUACAAAGCCAUUUUGUAAAGUAUUAAACAAGGUUAACGUUCUGCGGCUGCACAUCAUUUUUUCUCAAAAAAUAAGGUUAUGAUGGCUUUGAGAAACAAAAAAAAAAAUAUAUAUAUAAUAUAUAUAUCUAUAUACGUAUAUAUAGAUACAUUCAAGCGAUCACGUAAAAAACGGUAUUUAUAAGAUUUGUUUGCAGUUUUUUGACAGCAGAGAGUUGGCGGAUUAUUAUAAAAAUAUAAAACGAAGUAAAAAAUACAAUUUACUAGCAAUGGAAAUAAAAAUGGAAUAGGAAGUCCAUUACUCUUUGUUAUAACA